Musa acuminata subsp. malaccensis (wild Malaysian banana) is the source of this 2211-nucleotide messenger RNA. NCBI's taxonomy places the organism in Eukaryota, Viridiplantae, Streptophyta, Magnoliopsida, Zingiberales, Musaceae. The record is from RefSeq and is a predicted model, not a curated record.
UUGUUCACAUGGUCGUCACUUUUGGUGUUUGAUCAAAUGCUUUAGCUUUUGGGUAUCAAAACCUCCCUCCCUGUCUCUUAUUGUUUCUUCUAUUCAUCCUCUCCCCCAUUGCAGGAUGGAAGGACAGCCAUCUUUCAUCCCCUCUGUUAGCAGCACUCCUUCCUCUUCCUUUUCUUCUCCCACCGCUUCCUCCUCCUCCCCCUCGACCACCAUUGUCAUGGCCGAAACACCACCGUCACCUCCUCAGCGAGAACAGAAGAAGACGAAGACCUUUGAACUGACGGCGCACUCCAUAUUUUAUGUCAAGCCCACCGCCGUGCACGCCUUGAAACUCCUCCUCAACCAAUGCCGGCCCUCCCAACCGUCGCAUUACAUCCUCCGCGACGUCUCCCUCACCGCCCGCCCCGGCGAGCUGCUCGCCGUCGUGGGUCCCAGCGGCGCCGGUAAGUCCACCCUCCUAGACAUCCUCGCCGCCCGCACCGCCCCGACCGCCGGCUCCCUCCGCCUCAACUCGUCCCCCCUCCACCCGGCCUCCUUCCGCCGCCUCUCCGCCCACGUCCCCCAGCACGAUGCUUCCCUCCCACUCCUCACCGUCGCUGAGACCUUCGCCUUCGCCGCCCGCCUCCUCCUCCCCCGCCACGCCUCCGCCUCCGCCUCCGCUGUCAUCGCCUCCCUACUCGCCGACCUCCGCCUUUCCCACCUCGCCCACACCCGCCUUUCCGGCAACCUUUCCGGCGGGGAGCGCCGCCGAGUUUCCAUCGGCCUCAGCCUGCUGCGCGACCCUGCGGUGCUCCUUCUCGACGAGCCUACAUCCGGCCUCGACAGCUCAUCGGCGCACCUCGUCCUGCAGUCCCUACGGAGCGUCGCUGCCUCCCGCUCCACCACCAUCAUCCUUUCCAUCCACCAGCCCAGCUCUCGCCUUCUUUCCUCCAUCGACUCCCUCCUCCUCCUCUCCAAAGGCUCCGUCAUCCACCACGGCUCCCUCUCCUCCCUCGACCGCUUUCUCCUCUCCGCCGGCUUCUCGGUCCCCUCCCAGCUCAACCCCCUCGAGUUCGCCAUGGAAGUGCUCCACCAACUCCCCCACCCGACCACCACCCUUAAAGCACAACGAGCUUCCUCCACCAAGUUGAUAGAACCGAAGAUCCAAGAAGAAGAAGAAGAAGAAGACAUCACAGUCCACUAUUCCAGUUCUCGAGUUCGAGAAAUCCUGACGCUCUACGGCCGCUGCUGGAAGCUCGUGUUCCGCACCAAACAGCUCCUCCUCGCCAACACUAUCGAGGCGCUCAUCGUCGGCUUCCUCCUGGGCACCAUCUACAUCAACUUGAGCUUCGACGACGAGGGCAUUGGCAAACGGCUCGGCCUGUUCGCCUUCACUCUCACCUUCCUACUCUCCUCCACCACCGAGACGCUCCCCAUCUUCGUGGGCGAGCGCCCCAUCCUCCUCCGCGAUACUUCCUCCGGCCUCUACCGCCUCUCCUCCCACCUGGUCGCUGGCACGCUCGUCUUCGUCCCCUACCUCCUCGCCAUCUCCCUCCUCUACGCCACCUCCGUCUACUUCAUCACCGGGCUCUGCGCCUCGUGGGCGGCGUUCACCGACUUCGUUCUCAUCGUCUGGGCCCUCGUCCUCACUGCCAACUCCUUCGUACUCUUCGUCAGCUCCCUCGCGCCGGACUACAUCGCCGGCACGUCGCUGGUCACGGUGUCGCUGGCGGGCUUCUUCCUCUUCUCCGGUUACUUCAUAGCAAAGGAGAGCAUGCCGGAGUACUGGGUCUUCGUGCACUACUUAUCUCCAUACAAGUACGGGCUGGACGCGCUGCUGGCCAAUGAGUACAGCUGUCAAGCGAACCGGUGCUUCGAGUGGGCCGGCAAGGAGAUGGGAGGGGGGUGUUUGGCGACCGGAAGAGAUGUGCUGGCGAGGCGAGGCUUGAGGGAGGGAGAAAGGUGGGCAAACUUGCAGGUUCUCUUUGGGUUCUUCGCGUUCUACCGCGUCCUCUACUGGAUCGUUCUCCGGAGGAGGGCCUCCAUGUCCAAGAAAUGAUCCAAAGAUGGAAGCUUGGCUCCUCAUCAAGUUGCAGUAGUAGUGUAUGGUAUAACCUCAAGUACGUACGUGCAUGUGUUCCACUGUCUUCUUCUCACGUUCUUCUUCUUCCAUCUGUAACCUAAACCUGCAACUAAGAUCUUUAACUAUCGUGCUGUCAAGGGUUUGCUUCG